AUGGUUAGUUACCUCGGAAGCAUUAGUUUUACACGACUUGAUGCCCUUUUCAACCGAGGUUUUAUAGCUCAAAUCCGACCUAUCUACCAACCCAAUCCAUCUCUCCACCGAUCCGACUCCAAAAUCCAAAUAUCAAUACCACGACAAAACAAUUUCAAAGAACUCACCAAUCCUGCAGUGCCAACAAUCAAAGCCAGUUUAGGUGAAUUUGAUCAUGGUUUAAGUUUAUUCAUUUUGAAAACAGACCAAUCACUCUACGCUCUUUUCCACACUUCAAUCAAUCUUCAACCACAUCUAGUUGAUUCAUCUUACAUACCAAUCCAACACUUUCAAAUCUUCCAAAUCAAAAACUUCAAUCAAACUGUGAUCAUUUCUAAGGUGAAAUGA
Messenger RNA from Melampsora larici-populina 98AG31, 387 nucleotides. RefSeq lists its product as uncharacterized. The coding region runs from base 1 to 387 and encodes 128 amino acids. NCBI's taxonomy places the organism in Eukaryota, Fungi, Basidiomycota, Pucciniomycetes, Pucciniales, Melampsoraceae. The record is from RefSeq and is a predicted model, not a curated record. The transcript is spliced from 5 exons.